AUUCCAUUACCAACAACACAUGUGUCGUGUUGACUUCAAGCUUCAUCAUCAUCAAUUCAGAUCGCGGCCGCUCUAUCUCACUUUCUCACUCUCGGCUUGUUACUAGACAGAGGGAGACAGGCCAGCAAAGGAAAGAAGAAACUAGAGAGCUGAGCCGGAUGAGCAAUGAGCCAUUUCCGUCAAGUCCUUGAAGGAAGAAGCUGAUAUCCGGGAGCUUUUUGUGGGGAUUGGACGGAAAGGGCAAAUUAGGGGCGGGACAAUAUGAUGGGUCGCAAUGGAUUGUCGAGGGCUGGAGGUUUCAGGCCUGAGAAUCUAGGGCAGAAUGCGCUAGCUUUGAUUGGCAAUGUCUGCUUCACUUUCUUUGUGUUGAUGGUCUUGAUCUUCACCAUCAUUGCUGCAACCUAUGAACCAGAGGACCCUCUGUUUGAUCCAUCUACAAAGAUGUCAAAUUUCCUCACUUCUCAAUCUAAUGCCACAUUUAAGCCUGAUUCCUCGGUGGUGAAGACAGGGGAGGACUUCAUGCUGCCAAACCAGACAGCUUUCAACACGUUUAUAAACAUUAGCGAUGUUGUGAUCCCGACAAUUGUUGAGGAAGGUGUUGGCAAUGGUAAUGGUGCUGAUGGCGAGGCGGAAGAAAAGAGUGAGCGGUGCGAUGGCCCUGUAGACUGCAGGGAUCCUGAGGUCUUCCAUUUGCUCAUGAAGAAGGCAAUAGAGCAGUUUAAAGAUAUACAUUUCUACAGGUUUGGGAAACCGGUUCGUGGCUCGAAUGAUACCACCUGUGACAUGGCGUGGAGGUUCAGGCCCAAGGAAGGGAAGUCGGCUUCGUUUUAUAAAGAUUACAGGAGAUUCACCAUUGCCAGAUCUGAGAAUUGCACCUUUAGCGUGGCGGGGAUUGGGGAUUACCAUACUGGUGUCAAUGCUAGGAAGAGGAAGAACAAGCAUCAGAAACCCGGGUUCGAGAAGAAGUCUACGAAAGAAGACUCGACAUUGUUGCCUGUGGUGGGUGAGACGGUGAACGAUGAUCUUCCGGUAGUUGAAUCCGAGAGAUCAUUCAGUCAGGGUAGGUACUUGAUCUACAAUGGCGGGGGUGAUAGAUGCAAGAACAUGAAUCAUUACUUAUGGAGCUUCUUGUGUGCAUUGGGUGAAGCUCAGUACUUGAAUCGAACUCUCGUUAUGGAUUUAACCAUCUGCUUGAAUUCCAUCUACACUUCCUCGAAUCAGGAUGAGGAAGGGAAGGAUUUCAGAUUCUACUUCGAUUUCGAGCACCUAACCGAAGCUUCAUCGGUUCUGGACCAGGCUCAGUUUUGGGAGGACUGGGGGAAGUGGCACAAGAAGGAUCGGUUAGGUCUCUAUCUCGUGGAGGACCAUAAAGUCACACCUAUGAAGCUUGCAGAGGUAUCAGAUUCUGUCAUCAUGAGGAAGUUUGGAUCGGUUGAACCAGAUAACUACUGGUACAGAGUCUGCGAGGGAGAAACCGAGUCGGUCAUCCAACGUCCAUGGCAUUUGUUAUGGAAAUCAAGAAGGUUAAUGGACAUAGUAUCAGCAAUAUCCUCCAAAUUGAACUGGGAUUACGACUCAGUCCACAUCGAACGGGGCGAGAAAGCGAGGAACAAAAACCUAUGGCCGAAUCUUGAUGCAGACACUUCCCCUGAUGCCCUUCUGUCGACCCUGGGCAAUAAAAUCGAGGAAGGAAGGCAAGUUUACAUUGCUACAAACGAACCAGAAACUUCCUUCUUCGACCCGUUAAAAGACAAGUACUCAACUCAUUUCCUCGACGAGUACAAAGACCUCUGGGACGAGAACAGCGAGUGGUACUCCGAGACCACGAAGCUCAACCGAGGUGUUCCGGUGGAAUUCGACGGCUACAUGAGGGGUUCGGUCGACACGGAAGUGUUCUUGAGAGGGAAGAAGCAGAUUGAGACAUUCAAUGAUCUCACAAAUGACUGCAAAGAUGGUGUUAACACCUGCAAUGCCGCUGCCAGUUGAGGUUGUUUGAUCUGUUUGUUUUACUCCCUCCUGCUCUCUGUUGUUUGUUGUUUCGAGGAAUCGUUGAUUAGUUUGUGUUAAGUAGCAGCAUUUCGGUUGUUAACUUAUUAGCUUUUUAGAACUGUAUGAAGCUUAGCUAGCUGCAUUCAGUGUUUUGUUUCUGUGGGUUCUUAUUGCUUUUUUUCUUUCAUUCCUUUUGUCAAGUAGGCCGAGAAUGUGUUAGUACUACUACUGCUACAUAGCUUAAACUCUGGUUUCCAGGUUCUUCCUUCACUUGAGCUCAGUUUUGGCUUGUGCAGCAAAAGGCUUUUCACUCAACUUUUCAAUUGUAAUUGUUGUAAAAUGUCUAAGAAUACAUAGUUAGAGAGGAAUUUAGCCUAGGAGGUUGGACAAGUAACAAUUUUCAAGUGUCGUCAAUGGGCAAUAACAUGUGUGUAAUAGGU
Linum tenue is the source of this 2429-nucleotide messenger RNA. NCBI's taxonomy places the organism in Eukaryota, Viridiplantae, Streptophyta, Magnoliopsida, Malpighiales, Linaceae. The record is from the annotation of a GenBank genome assembly.